Molecule: messenger RNA, 4881 nt
Organism: Xiphophorus couchianus (Monterrey platyfish)
Lineage: Eukaryota; Metazoa; Chordata; Actinopteri; Cyprinodontiformes; Poeciliidae
Product: beta-galactosidase-1-like protein 2
Exons: 19
Coding region: 343-2265 (640 amino acids)
Biological process (GO): carbohydrate metabolic process
Molecular function (GO): beta-galactosidase activity
Source: RefSeq, a predicted model, not a curated record
UCCCUAAACACAGUUAUGGUUGAGGAACUGUAUGCGUUACGCUGGUUAUUUCUGACAAAGAGGAAACGAAAACUUCUCUUUCUUAGCAUCCUUUCGUUGUUGGUAAAUAUAUAUACAUAAUUAUAACAGAGCAACAAUGUCGCAUUUUGUAACAACUCGGUAUAAUUAUACCUAGCGUUGAGUGUUAGCUCAAAUUUAUGUCUACAGCUCUUUUAAAGAGUGUUAUGUAUAUGGCGUUGUGUAAACCGUGUCCAGUUUUGUGAAGAGGACUGGACCGCGCUCAGAUAAGCGCUCUGACGCUCUGCAAGCGCUCAGGAAACAGUUGUUCUACUGUUUUGGUCCAUGGAAAUCUCGUCGAUCCUUGGUGUUCGUCUGUCCUUAAAGCAACGAUAUUUUCUCCUGCUUUGCAUCGGUGCUCUGGCAAUAGUUGCUUAUCAAAUUACAAGAGACCAUCCACAAAGAGCAAGAAUGAAGCGCAUAGAAGGACUGAGAGCCAACUCUUCACAGUUCAGCUUGGAGAAACAACCCUUCCGCAUCCUGGGAGGCUCUGUCCAUUACUUCCGUGUCCCCAGGACCUACUGGGAGGACCGACUGCUGAAGAUGAAAGCUUGCGGCAUCAACACUCUUACAACCUAUGUACCAUGGAACCUGCAUGAACCAGAGCGAGGGGUGUUUGACUUUGAGGAGGAUCUGGAUUUAGAAGCCUACCUUCGCAUUGCAGCCAGCUUGGGCCUCUGGGUGAUUUUGCGCCCUGGGCCAUACAUCUGUGCUGAAUGGGACUUUGGUGGACUGCCUAGUUGGCUGCUAAGAGAUCAAAAUAUGAAGCUGAGAACGACCUACUCAGGAUUCACAGAUGCAGUCAACUCCUUUUUUGAUGAACUCAUAAAGAAAGUUACUCCAUAUCAGUACUCCCAGGGUGGCCCGAUCAUAGCAGUUCAAGUUGAGAAUGAAUAUGGCUCCUACGCUAAAGACGAUAAGUACAUGCCUUUCAUAAAGGAGGCAUUAUUGUCCAGAGGCAUCACAGAGCUGCUCCUGACCUCUGACAACAAGGACGGUCUGAAGCUCGGAGGAGUGAAAGGAGCACUGGAAACGAUCAAUUUCCAGAGACUGGACAUAAACGAGAUCAAGUAUCUGGAUGAAAUUCAACCUCAGAAACCUAAGAUGGUUAUGGAGUACUGGUCUGGCUGGUUUGAUCUCUGGGGAGGCCUUCAUCAUGUGUUCCCUGCUGAGGACAUGGUCUCGGUUGUCAGAGAAAUCCUGAAGCUGGACAUGUCAAUCAACCUGUACAUGUUUCAUGGAGGGACCAAUUUUGGCUUCAUGAAUGGUGCAUUUGCUGUUGGGCUGCCAGCACCUGAACCCAUGGUGACAAGCUAUGAUUACGAUGCUCCAUUAUCCGAGGCCGGGGAUUACACCACCAAGUAUCAUCUUCUGAGGAAUUUAUUCAGCAGCUACCACAACCAACCACUUCCUGAACUACCUGCCACUCAAGAAAGGAGAGCCCAUCAGUCUAUUGUCGUCCAGCAGCAUCUCUCUCUUUGGGACAGUUUCCAUUCAACUGAAAGGCCUUUCAAAUCUGAGAGGCCAAUGAACAUGGAGAACCUCCCUGUCAACAACAAUAAUGGCCAGUCCUACGGCUACACACUGUAUGAGACGGUCAUCACCAGCGGAGGAACUCUCAACUCAAAGAACAACAUCAGAGACAGAGCACUGGUUUUUGUGGACAAACAAUACGUUGGUAUUUUGGACUAUAAGGUGCAGGAACUUGUAGUACCUGAUGGGAAGGGAAGCAGAACUCUGGGCUUUCUGGUGGAGAACUGUGGAAGGGUGAAUUAUGGAAUGACUCUGGAUGAGCAGCGCAAAGGUCUUGUUGGUGAUGUUGAGUUAAACUUGAACGUCCUCCGAGGCUUCAUUAUUCAUAGUUUGGAUAUGAAACCAGGCUUUGUAAAAAGCCUUCAUACUACAGGCUCCUGGGUGCCUAUGCAGCAGCAGCCUUCAUUCCCGGCCUUUUUUCAGGGCAAACUUUACGUGAACAGCUCUCCUAAAGACACCUUCAUCAAACUUCCCGGAUGGACCAAAGGGGUUGUGUUUAUAAAUGGCAGGAAUUUGGGACGAUACUGGUCUAUUGGACCGCAACAAACACUUUAUGUCCCAGGGCCGUGGCUUCACAAAGGAGACAACCAGGUCAUGGUGUUUGAAGAGCAGGAAGCAGAUGGUAGACUCCAGUUCACCAACAGCCCUGACUAUGGCAUGACUGUUGAUGUCUAGUGAGGAUAAGAGGAGAGCGUAUGCUAAGGAAGCAUGAGCAGAGCAGACAUGACUGCUGUUGGUUAUGUUUACAUGGAUCUGGACCGCCUGCCCUAGUCAGCAGCACCAAGGUGUCAAGAAAACUUUUAAUUGAUUUUCCUAGUUUGUCUUACUGGUCAUAUUCAUGGCAUGUUGUUAUAUUUAGUUGACAGGUAUCAUUCAGUCUUUGUUGAAAAGAUAAAUCAAUAAAGUCUGGUUUGCCCUCUGUUUGUAACCAAGGCCAGGGAAGCUUGUGAGCUAUUUAUUUUUUCUCCAUCCCUUCCUGCCUCAUCCUUUGAUGAUGCUCUGAAAGCCUCUGCAGGGAAAUCAAGGUUACAAAAUCGCUUUGAGGGUGGUUUUUUUCUUUUCUUUUUUUUGUAAACUUUACACCAUGAUGCUCGUUUCUUGAAAUAUUUUUGCUGCGGUUGUUUUUGACUAAAAAAACCCUUUAGAUAUCUGUCUGAUUCCAACUACCUUACAGUGCUUUUAAAAAUGUAUUCACAUCUCUGAAGCAAAAACUUUCAUUGUAUUUUAUUGGGAUUUUAUUUGAUAACAGUAGUGCACAGUUGUAAAGUGGAAGAAAGUAAUACACAAUUUUUUUGGCCCAAUGAAUUUAUGAAAAGUAUGGCAUGUUUAUGUAUUCAACAGCUCUGAGUAAAUACUUUGUAGAACCUUUUAACAGCAGCAGCGUUUUCACUUGAUGGAUUGGACUGUGCUCUGUGAAAUGUCCAAAUCUAGGAUCAACGGGAUCGUAACACACAUAGACUCAACAGUUUUACGGGAAAACCUCAUAUCCUUUUCCUUUCACUUCACAACAUAAAAUUUUGUGCCAGGCAACACAUAAAAUCCCAGUGAAAUAUGUCAAAGUUUGUGGUUGUAGUGUGAGGAAAAAAAUGGGAAAAAAUUCUGAGGUAAUGAAUAUAUUUGGAAUCCACUUGUAGCACCUUUUAUAUUAUCAUUAAUUAAACAGAUGCAAAAAGUACUUUAGUUAAUAAGUAAUGAAGUGAUAAAUACUAGAUGACAAUUCAGAUUCGCUAUCUCUGUGUUGUAAAAAAAAAAAAAGCUACAGUUCAUACAGUUCAACAUGCUUGUUUUGGUCAGUAACCUAUUUUAAAUCUGCAGCCCUAAAGGACUGACUCCUUGGGACUGAAAUACAUACAGUUUGGUUAAAACCCCCCACAUCUUCUGGAAACAACACUCUGGGCUACAUGAAGUUUUUCUCAGUUAUUUAUUUAUCUUGAUUCAACUAACAUAUGUCUGAGAGAGCUGCUGUGGCAAAUAAACAACCUUAAGAGUCACAUGCAUAAAAAGUGAAUGAGAACAGGUGAUGUGGAGAUGAUAAAAAAAGACUAUGUGUAAAGUGUAUUGUGCCUUAGAGGAUGUUGGUGUUUGCUGUGGAAAGGCUGGUUAAGUAAACUAUUGCUUUAUGCAGUGAUUGUUAGAAAUAAAAAAAAGAAUCAAAUGUGAAGAGAUUUUGUAACAUGUUCAAGGCGAAGCCCUUUCAAUUGUUCUGCUGCUCUAUGACACAACACACAAAAUUACAUCACAUAACCGUAUUCAACCAGUCCGACCACAUGCUGAUCUGUACACUGCAGUAUCAUUAGUCAGUCUGCACCUUGACAAAAGCAAUAUCCAGAAAACAAGAACAGUAAUUUACUUUCCCCCCGAAUCUUGGUCAGGGGGGAACAAGCAACACCUGUUGUCAUUAUGUUUCUAUACACCCCGGCAUUUUUCCACUUCAGACCACAAGUAUUGUUUUGUUUUGGGGCCAAACACUUCAGGUGGAUUCUUUCAUUAGAAACGCGUUCAGGUGGAACAUGAUUAUCAGCGUCGUGCCACCAUCCUGUUAACGAUCUACAUAAUCCACGUAUGCUGUGUGAGAGCGUGCUUUUCUAGAGAGAUAAAAAGAAAAACAGCAGCCGCUGUAAUUAAAUUGCACAUCCAAAGUUGAAAUAAAUAUAUAAAUAAAUAUAUUAAAUUUUGACACUGAAUAAAUAACUGGAGGGUAGCUGGUGAUGUUCAUGGCUAAUCCCUGCGCAGGGGUAAUAUCAUGCGGUCAAUGAAAGCAGCCCAGCAUGGUUAGAGAGAUACAGCCAUUUUUCUGCAUGUGUGUCUAAUCGGUGCCAAGUAAAAUGUGUAAUAACUUGGAUUCUCUUGCUGAGCUUUAGAAUAACAUCUGGUUACGUUUUUCUUCUUUUUGUAUUGUGCAGCAGUUAACAUUACAUUCUGCCUCAUAGGUUAGGGAGCUGCACAGAAGAAGUCAGGCAAAGCACUGAGGCUUAGUGUUUAAAUUAUCUCCAGUUUCUACAGCGGGACAGCAAUAGAUAAGGACCACCACUGGGUAUUGCAGAUGGAUGAUCUGUCAAGCAGAGGAGAGAUUCCAUUAUAUUGUGAGGUGUGGAAUAACUUUGUAAAAAUGAUCAGCUGUACUGCAUGAUUACUACUGAUGUCUAUCGUUAGGGCUGCAGAUACUCUCCUCGGUGGUCCAGUUAAUGUUUGACAUGAGGCUACGUAAUAAUGCAUCAGAUACUACCAGCUGUACUAAAGAUACUGGGUCCACAUUGCAACCAGACGAAAAAAAAAAAAAAUUAAAAAAUA